UUCAGACAAAAGACAUGAAAGAGUUGCUCGAGUUUCAUAGCAAAGUGGAAUCUGUUCUUGAGAAACUAACCGAUGAAACACAAGUUCUUGCGAGGUUUGAAGGUUUCCCUGAGAAGAAACUAGAAGCCAUAAGAACAGCUGGUGCUGUGUAUAAGAAGUUAGAUGGGAUUCUAGUUGAGCUCAAGAACUGGAAGAUUGAGCCGCCACUUAACGAUCUUCUCGACAAGAUUGAGCGUUACUUCAACAAAUUUAAAGGAGAAAUCGAAACGGUGGAACGAACAAAAGAUGAAGAAGCUAAAAUGUUCCAGAGACACAACAUUAAUAUCGAUUUCGAAGUUCUUGUCCAAGUCAAAGAAACAAUGGUUGAUGUUUCAUCAAACUGCAUGGAGUUAGCAUUAAAGGAGAGGCGAGAAGCGAAUGAAAAUGCGAAGAACAGUGAAGAAAGCAAGAUGAAUAAUGUGAAGGAAGAGAGAGCUAAAAGGCUAUGGAGGGCUUUUCAGUUUGCUUUCAAGGUUUAUACAUUUGCAGGAGGACAUGAUGAACGAGCAGAUCAUUUAACACGACAACUUGCACAUGAGAUUCAGACAGAUCCUGAUCAAGCCGAUUCAUCCAACAUGUCCUGA
Molecule: messenger RNA, 623 nt
Organism: Brassica oleracea var. oleracea
Lineage: Eukaryota; Viridiplantae; Streptophyta; Magnoliopsida; Brassicales; Brassicaceae
Exons: 3
Coding region: 15-623 (202 amino acids)
Biological process (GO): chloroplast organization
Cellular component (GO): chloroplast outer membrane
Source: RefSeq, a predicted model, not a curated record